Rhododendron vialii is the source of this 2056-nucleotide messenger RNA. RefSeq names its product beta-amylase 1, chloroplastic-like. The record is from RefSeq and is a predicted model, not a curated record. The transcript has 5 exons. The coding region runs from base 165 to 1874 and encodes 569 amino acids. NCBI's taxonomy places the organism in Eukaryota, Viridiplantae, Streptophyta, Magnoliopsida, Ericales, Ericaceae. Gene Ontology annotation, molecular function: beta-amylase activity. Gene Ontology annotation, biological process: polysaccharide catabolic process.
GAUAGAAAGCUUAUAUAUACUCGAGGAGGUAAACAUCUUCUUUCAACUUUCGUCUCUGAUCUUCUUCGAUUUCAAUCUCUUCCUCUCAAAUUCCUGACACAGUCCAAAAUCUAUCUAUCUCUCUCUCUCUCUCGACAAUUCUGGUUAAUUGUCCGGACAGGGUAAUGACUUUGCAACAGCGGAUCGGAGCUCUAUCGGUAACACCGAUGUCGGCAGAAUCAGGCAUCAUUUCCGGCGACACGAUUCCGGCGACGGUGAGCGCGUCACCCGGGUGGAGGUCGCCGACGGCCAGCCUCCGGUGCGGGACGGACAUCGACCGAGUAUCACCGUCGCCGCCGCUGAGCCCGAGGAUCGGCGUGAUGCGGCCGGAUCUGUCGGUGGCUUGGCAGGCCCUCAUGACGGAGGAGGCGGCACCGGCAGAGGUAAGGGAGUACAAGGAGGUGGUGGGGGCCGGCGCGCAGGUCAAGGAGAAGGGGGUGCCGGUUUACGUGAUGAUGCCGUUGGACAGCGUGACGACGGGGAACGCGGUGAGCAGGAGGAAGGCGGUGAACGCUAGCAUGCAGGCGUUAAAGAGCGCCGGGGUGGAGGGGGUGAUGAUGGACGUGUGGUGGGGGCUGGUGGAGAGAGAGGCGCCCGGGGAGUAUAACUGGGGUGGGUACGUGGAGUUAAUGGAGAUGGCGAAGAAGCAUGGGCUCAAGGUGCAGGCGGUUAUGUCGUUUCAUCAGUGUGGCGGAAAUGUCGGUGACUCUUGCACUAUCCCUCUGCCAAAGUGGGCUGUGGAAGAGAUUGACAAAGACCCUGAACUUGCUUACACAGAUCAAUGGGGAAGGAGAAAUUAUGAAUACAUAUCUCUGGGGUGUGAUACUCUUCCAGUCCUCAAGGGACGGACACCCAUCCAGUGCUAUUCUGACUUCAUGCGUUCUUUUAGAGACAGAUUUGAGCAUCUUCUAGGCGACACCAUUGUGGAAAUCCAAGUUGGAAUGGGUCCAGCAGGCGAGCUCCGUUACCCAUCGUACCCAGAGCAAAAUGAAACAUGGAAGUUUCCUGGAAUUGGAGCCUUUCAGUGUUAUGACAAGUAUAUGCUCAGUCACUUAAAAACUGCAGCAGAAGCUGCUGGGAAGCCAGAAUGGGGAAGCACAGGCCCCAGAGAUGCAGGGCACUACAACAACUGGCCAGAAGACACCGACUUCUUCCGAAAGGAAGGCGGCGGUUGGAAUUGUCCAUAUGGUGAAUUCUUCCUCACUUGGUACUCUGAGAUGCUUCUAAGCCAUGGAGAGAGAAUACUAUCAUCCGUCAAAUCUAUCUUCGACAAUACAGGUGUCAAAAUCUCAGUUAAAAUAGCAGGCAUCCACUGGCACUACGGGACCCGGUCCCACGCUCCUGAACUCACUGCAGGGUAUUACAACACCCGGUUCAGAGAUGGAUACCUUCCCAUCGCCCAAAUGUUAGCACGCCAUGGCGCCAUAUUUAACUUCACCUGUAUAGAGAUGCGGGACCAAGAACAACCGCAAGAUGCCCAAUGUGCCCCUGAGAAGCUAGUUAGGCAAGUGGCUUUGGCCACUGGGGAGGCUCAAGUUCCACUCGCUGGGGAAAACGCGUUGCCACGGUAUGAUGAAUUUGCACACGAGAAGAUUUUGAAAGCUUCGUGGUUGGAUGUGGAUGGGAAUGAGGGAGGAGAGAGAGAGAUGUGCGCAUUCACGUACUUGAGAAUGACUCCAGAUUUGUUCCAGCAGGAGAACUGGAGGCGGUUUGUGGCGUUUGUGAAGAAGAUGAAGGAAGGAAAGAAUGGGGAGCAGGUGGAGAGGGAGGCGGAGCAUUUUGUGCACGUAUCUCAGCCCUUGGAACAGGAAGCAGCUGUUGCUCUCAUGCACUAGAUGUUUACUUUAGGUCAGGGCAUGUUGUAUUUAGCUGCUGUAUAGGUCAGCUACCGAUACGAGGUUUACAGUGGUUAGGAAUAAAUUCGGAUGACUUGCAUCCAUGUAACUCUCCUUGUGCUUUUCUCUUGUUAAACAUUAUGUUACUUCAUUGAAAGCAACUUUAAUUCCACGGUUAUCUA